This is a messenger RNA of Coccidioides immitis RS, 2075 nucleotides long. RefSeq lists its product as uncharacterized. The coding region runs from base 1111 to 1686 and encodes 191 amino acids. Lineage: Eukaryota; Fungi; Ascomycota; Eurotiomycetes; Onygenales; Onygenaceae. The record is from RefSeq and is a predicted model, not a curated record. The transcript has 2 exons. Gene Ontology annotation, cellular component: membrane.
CUCGACAUCGCAACUCCAGACAAACUCAGCGUCAAAUGUCACACUGGCUCUGGUCGCCGAAGCGGUCAGAACUAAACACUCUUCUUUAACCUUCUCCCUUGUCUUCGUUUCAUGGGAGCUGCACGGUUUCAGAAUAUUGAAUCCUGAUUGAUCCAAGGGCACUACGGUGGUUGACGAUUCGCCCAUUGUCACUACUCCAUUGCGCUCAAACUCGCAUUUUCUGCUUCCAAGCAGCAUCGAGGGACAAGCAGCCUGGACAGAUGGGUCCUCUCCGUUUCAGUGAAUGCUACUGGCUCCUCUCCCCUGUGGAUAAACUGGCUAUCCCAUGCUCUGUUUUCCUUCUAAAUAUAAGGAAAACACCAUGUCGAAGAGCGGUAGCCCAGGAAUAGGUAGGUAUUAGCUUCCGCCCGCGGAACGACAUGCAGCCGGCAAAUUGCUCAGAUGGAGAAGAACAUAUAUAGACGGGGCCGCUCCUCUCGAUACGGUGUUCUUCUUUUACCCUUCAUCAGCGGAUUCCUGUCUUUCUGUUCGAUUCUCAUCGCUCUGGUUCCUAUUUCCCUUUUUCUUUUCCGUUUGUUGUGUGUUUUCUUCACAGCUUUGUAGUGUCUUUCAUUCACCCUUGUGGGUAGUAUUCACUCUCACUGUGUGAUCCAUUCUCUCAUUUCGAUUGAAUUUUACUUCAUUCCCUGGCAAAGAAUUGUUAAUAGCGAGAUUGUUCCUCGACGGAACCUGCAGCUUCUUCUACUCCUUUCUCUGCCGUCGCCCAUAUCGCUGCCUGGUGCUGCGCUCUUGCUUCCUUGCUCUUGCAUUUGUGAAGCGGACCGGGAGUCUGCCUGCAUCUUUCUCUUAAUUCACUGAAAGAAGUUCACCCGUCCCCUUGAUUUUUUAUUUUCGCACUUUGACGAAUUUCUGUCUUUCCUUGCUUUCCCGAUUACAAGACUUGAGCGCUCGAAUCACGGAUUCCGAAUUCAAGCAUCGACCUUCCACUGCUUCUUAGCAAAGGAGACACAGCCUUCUUGAACGUUGCGUACAGAUCAUCUGCGACCUACAUCUCCGAGUCAUUCAAGCGACGACUUCUUUUGAAAGAUAAAAUCAAAAGAAUACAAUACAAUGGGUCUCAUCAAGUCCCUCGUCAUAGACGGUGUUAAGAAACGCUACAGCACCGGAAAUAUUAUCUCGACGCUGUUCGAGUCCUGCAUUCGAUUUUUGCAGUUUGUCUUUGGUAUCGCCGUCAUUGGGCUCUACGCCCAGGAUGUUAAUCAUGCAAGGAGAUCGGGACUUCCUAUGAAUUCUGUUUCAAAAUGGAUCUACGCCACAGUCAUUGGCUCUCUCUCUUCAAUCACCGCCAUAAUUUACAUCCUCCUCCCCUGCGCCGCACACAGGCCACUUUCCAGCUUCCGGGUUCUCCAACUACCCUGCUUCGCAUUUGACUCACUCAUGUUCGUCCUCUGGCUCGUGGUCUUUGGCAUCUUCGCCAAAAUGUACAUCUCGAAGGACUACAAGAAGGAUGCAGACUUGAAGCGAAUGCACCAUGCCGUGUACGUCGAUCUGAUCAAUCUGUCAUUCUGGAUGAUCACCGCGGUCUGGUGCGGACUGAGGUGGUGGAGGGGCGACAGGGCGGCGAAGCAGGCGGAGAAGAACGAACAGUUUGCUGCUGAAGAGGGACAGAUGCAGCAGAUCCAUUAGAAUCCUUGUGAUUCUGCAUGGUAUCUACCUCAAAUGGGUAAGGGAGAUAUAAUUGUGGAGGCGAGCCUUUUGCGUUGGCUAUGGCCACAUCCCCAGAUACUCACAUGUUAUCCUGUUAAUCAUAUCACGGUGUUGGCAAGGUGUUUUGGGUGGCCAAUUCAUUUUACGUGCAUUAUGCUGCUCAGCAUUUUAUGUUGUAUAAGUGUUUUGCUUGGUUUGUUUUCAUGCCCUGGAUAUUAUUUCUGCUGGCUUGUGUCCUGAUUGUAUCGAGAUGAAGCUACAUACUAUACUGUUCUAAUACCUCUUAGGUCCAACAGUUGGGCUUGCUGGUGUCAAGAUAAAAAGUCAUAAUAGUGAUACACCAAAAGGAAUAGUUAAACCUCCUUUAA